UUAGUUAAGAAAACAGUAACAGUGUUACAUACCCAAACAUGAAGGUGGCUUUAUUUAUAUUAUUUUUUUGUGCUUCGUAUAUAUCUGUCUAUUCGUGGACAGCAAUUAUUCCGCAUAAAAAAGGCCAAUCAGAUCAUGGAGGACAUUGCUAUACUGAUUCUUACAAAAUUGGGGCACUAAAAAAAUUUGAAGAAAAGAGAAUACAAGGUUUAUGUGCCAAUGCAGAAUGUUUAGAAAGUAAAGAUAUAAGUAUAUUGGGAUGUGGCGUGUAUACCGUAGAACCUCCUUGUUAUGUUGUGCCCGGAAAUUUGUCAAAACCGUAUCCAGAGUGUUGUUUUGAAGUUAAAUGUCCAGAGAAUAUAAAGCAGGAAGAAAAUCGACUAAAUUCAUUAUAAUCGUUGUUAAAUAACAUCAUAAGAAAACUGUUUAUUUUUGUGAAAUUUCUUUGCUAAAUAUAUUACCAAUGAAUACUAAAGGAUA
This is a messenger RNA of Anoplophora glabripennis (Asian longhorned beetle), 480 nucleotides long. RefSeq lists its product as uncharacterized. Lineage: Eukaryota; Metazoa; Arthropoda; Insecta; Coleoptera; Cerambycidae. The record is from RefSeq and is a predicted model, not a curated record. Bases 39 to 395 code for a protein of 118 amino acids. The transcript is spliced from 3 exons.